UUGCACAAUUUGAUCCAUCAUGGAAUGAAGAUUGUAUUGAUUAUCAUUAUUUAUGUGUUUUAAUGUUAAGUUUUCAAGCUGUGCAGGAAAUGAUUCUUCUUCCCAGGUAGAAAUUUACAGCAUUUGCUUUUAUUUGUUAAUAGCUAGUCUUUUGCUUUUUUUACAUGAUGAUGGUGCAAGAUAAUUUUCAAAUAUAAUUAAGUUAGCUGAAUGAAUAAAGUGAUUUUUUUGUAUUUUUUCUCUAGCUAUAUAGGAUGUCAUGAACCUGAUUAAUGCCUUUUCCAUUUUCUAAAAGUUACAGAUAGGCUUUGUUUUUUCUUUGCAACUUGAAGACCAGCUGUGACUGUGUUUUUGUUUCUGAAAUUAAUGUCUUUUUGAUGCAGAUUAACACUAAACUUAUUUAUUAGCACCUCUCACACGCUUCUUCUUGGUGCAGGAAUUUUUGAAAUGAUUAAUUAUCUAAUUAUGUGAUAAAUUGAAUUAAGAUUGGAAUUAAUUCUACCUUUCCUUUGAUUUUAUGUCACCCAUUUGAUUUUAUGUCACUGAACUUGGUUAUAAAAGCAUAUUUGUUGUUAUACUCUAUAUAACCAUCAGUUUUUCAGCAUUGGGUAUAUAACACUCAAAUCCAACUUGCUGUAAAUAUUCUCUAUAUAACAAUCAGUUUUUCACCUUUAAUUGCGGAAUUGCAGACACUUCUCUGUGUAAUAUGUCUAUGUACUGUAGAUGAUGUGUACAAUGCUGACCCACUUCAUGAGAUCUUAUAUGGAUUCUAAGGUUUACAAUGGUUCAUUUACCAAGUGUCUUCUGUAUAGACUGCAGUUGGUGGCAGGAUUCCAGAGUUAUAAUACAAGUAGAGAAUUACUGUCACAAUGGAUGCUGCCGAAUUCCGUCAACGAGGGAAAGAAAUGGUGGACACUGUGGCGGAUUACUUGGAAAACAUACAAAAACGGCCAGUGUUUCCAUCCGUGCAGCCUGGGUAUAUUCGUGAACUAGUUCCGGAAUCUGCCCCAGAAACUGCAGAGUCAUGGGAGGAUUUGUUUGGAGACAUUGAGCGGGUAGUUAUGCCUGGGGUAACACACUGGCACCACCCCCAGUUCCAUGCAUAUUUCCCAACUGCCAACUCUUAUGCUGCCUUGUGUGCUGAUAUGCUGUCAGAUGCAAUAGGUUGUAUAGGGUUUAGCUGGGCAUCAAGUCCUGCCUGCACAGAGCUGGAGAUGGUGAUGAUGGACUGGCUGGGGAAGAUGUUGGACUUGCCUCAGGAGUUCCUCUUCUGUUCUGGAGGGAAAGGGGGUGGGGUCAUCCAGGGUACUGCUAGUGAAGCCACUCUGGUUGCCCUGUUAGCUGCCAGGAAUCAAACCAUCCACAGAGAGAAGGAAGCCAACCCAGCACUGACAGAGGCAGACAUCAUGGCCAGAAUGGUGGGCUACUGCUCUGAUCAGGCCCAUUCUUCAGUGGAGCGUGCUGGUUUGUUGGGUGCAGUAAAAAUAGUCAAACUUUCCUCUGACAGGAAGCAGUCAUUACGAGGAGAGACAUUAGCCCAGGCUGUACAAAAAGAUAAGGAAAAGGGCUUGAUACCUUUCUUUGUGUGUGGCACUUUGGGGACCACACCCUCUUGUGCCUUUGACAGCAUCGAGGAGCUGGGGGCAGUGUGUAACUUAGAGAAGAUUUGGCUCCACAUUGAUGCUGCGUAUGCUGGCAGUGCCUUCAUUUGUCCUGAAUUUCGAUACCUUCUCAGUGGAGUGCAGUUUGCAGAUUCAUUUAACUUCAAUCCUCACAAAUGGCUGCGGGUGACCUUUGACUGCUCAGCAAUGUG
Messenger RNA from Lingula anatina, 1813 nucleotides. Its product is annotated as aromatic-L-amino-acid decarboxylase-like. Gene Ontology annotation, molecular function: aromatic-L-amino-acid decarboxylase activity; pyridoxal phosphate binding. Gene Ontology annotation, cellular component: cytoplasm. Lineage: Eukaryota; Metazoa; Brachiopoda; Lingulata; Lingulida; Lingulidae. Gene Ontology annotation, biological process: carboxylic acid metabolic process; serotonin biosynthetic process; catecholamine metabolic process. The record is from RefSeq and is a predicted model, not a curated record.